UUGGAAUACUGUACUAUUCCAAAAUAAUGCAUUUCUCCAGCAGAUAUUCUGGUCGUUUCGUUUUCAAUAAUCCACACAGUAUCUUUGAUGGGCUCUGAAAAGCCUUCAAUAGGUUUGAACUUUGAAAACUUUCUAGUCGUUUUGCGAUCAGUUUUGUUUGUGUCAGCUGUGAGUGUCGUUCUUUACAGUAACUGUUGUAGAUCAGAGAUCUGGUGUGAUAGAGGGUACUAGCAAAAGCAGCAAAGUGCCUGUGCCCGGCAGGACUAUGGCAGAGUUUGGCAGAACGUGGAGCAAUCGCUGGGAAGAGCCACGCCAGCACAGGACCGAGCCCAAGAGGCAUAGUGUGCCGGUAGUUGGGAAUUCCCCUGAUCCGUUGGGGUAUGCUCAUUCACAUCUUCCUCUUUCGAGUGACAGACCAGCACCGGUGGGUGCAGCAAUGCCAUCUUCGGCUAGCAGUGUUGCUGGUACUGGUGACCUGGGUAGGCGUUUGUCACAAGUGCAGGCUAAAUUUGAGGGCCUCAGCACGGAGGGCGCGUUUGCGACUUCGGACAGUUCCGACACGUCUGGCGGUGGCACUUCGGACCCAGCGCCGAUGCGGCCGUCCGUACGCGCACCACUCCCGCCACACACCGACAGGACAGCGGUGGCAAUGCAGGACUGGAGUACGCCGGCCGUGCAUCGCCACCUCAAGCACUUCCUGCCCGGCAGCCACGCCACCGCUGGUAGUGCUCUGCCACAGCCUGCCAUUGACGGGGACAAGUUUGGUCAAGACUUUGACCACUGGGAGCCACUAGUUCGUAGUAAGGACAACCUGUUGCACCAGAAAGACUUAACGAUCCAGAGGCUGCAGCGCGAAGCUGAUCUGCUGAAACGCCAGUGCCACGAGAGUGAGCUGAGAAUGCAGCAGGUUGUCCGUAGACAAGCCGAAGGAGACCAUGCCGCUCUGGACGUGAAGCUUGCAGAGACGCAGAACGAUUUGGCGUUAGCGCAUGCGCAGGCUGAGCAGGUUCGCAAGCAGACUGAGAGACAGCUUGCCACUAUGCAGGCCACUCUUGGAAAAUCUGAGUAUUCGCUCAGUAAAGCGCAGAAGAGAAUUGACGAGCUGGAAGGCGAGCAGGCAGCGCAUGGCAAGGAUGUGAAGAAAAUGAACCUGCAGCACGAUGAUGAUUUGGACAAGUUGAGGUGCGAAGUGGAAGAAUCGGCGAAGCGAGAGGAAGCCACAAAGCAACGCGUUCAGUCGUUGGAGCGCUACUUGACCAAGGUCCCGACUCCUCAGGAAGUGAAGAAGUCGCAGGAAGCACUUACAACAUGGAGAGAGCGUUGUCAGGCAGCUGAAGAUGCUUGCCAUGCAGCGCAGGAAGCACUGGGGCAGAAAGAGGAUGAGAUGGAAGCGCAGCGAUCUGAAUUGGAUCGUGUGAAAGCACAGGUAUCGGCGCUAUUGCAACUACAGAGUGGAAGUGUUCAAGAGCAGUUGACCAACACAUCUCACUGUAGUCGCGAAGAGCUGCAGGCUCUCUUGCUGCAAAGCCAAGCGCAGUGCAGUGAACUGCAUGGCAUGUUGGAAAAGACCCAGUCGCAGACAACUGAUGAUAUGCAGAAGGUCAGGCAUCGCUACAAGCAGCUCUACGCGCGUGCCACUGCUGAGCUGCAGAAAGAAUGUCAGCUGCUGAAACAACGUGCCGAGGAACAAGAUUCUGCCUUGCACGAAGAAAAGCUGAGCAAUAAAGCACUCCAAGAAAGACUGUCCGAACGGCAGUCCAUAAUCGAUGACCUUCGCUCGACCACCACACAGCUUGUCACACAGAAUCAAGAGCUGCUGGAUCAUAGUUUGCAGCUGGAACAAGCUCAUCAGCAGCAAGGACUCCGUUUGCGCUCGCUGUCUUCCGAAUCGAUCCACAAAGUGCGCAGUGUCCAGGCAGAGCUCCGAGCCUGCGUGGGUGACCUGCGUAACUUGAUUCAAGUUUGGAAAAGUUUUGUCGACGGCCAUGACCCGGACAUGUCUCGCUUGUUGGGCCUUUCCGCCCCUGUUGUUCCCGAACAACCCAAUCACGAUCAGGAUGUUGACACUACUGGUGAGAACUUUGUAGAAGACCUAGAGGCACAACUCGGUGAUGUGCGCAAGCUACGAACUGAAGUGGACCAACUUCGCUCACUGCUGGCAGACCAGUAUGCCCAGGAACUGGGAUCUUCUUGCCCCAUUCAGUGAUGAUGUGUGUGGUCCUGCUGCUGCUAUACUGCACCAUAGCCCUGACCUCUAUGUGUGCGCACACUGGGCUUUCAACUCUGCGCUACUGUGCAUGCUGUAGUCGACACGCAGGCACUUAAUUCUGCGCACACUUCCUGUCAGUUGUCAAACAGUGCUAUCUUGGCUGUGCGACUGCUUCUUCGUGCAGUGCGCAAGACAGCUGCAAAUUGUCUGAUCUUUCCUGUCGGUAUUGGCCUUAGUCGAUAACUCCCUACAUACUGACAAGCCCAUACAUGAGCUAUUUGAGCCUGAGGCUACAAUCCGUUCUUGACCUUAGAAUUAUUUCAGGCGUAGAAUAUUUUUUUAUACUGACCAGUAUGUCGUUCUCCUCUCAUCCGAUUGAUAUUCAUCAUUCAUUUUUUUCUAUUUGGAUUUUGCACAAAAUUUAUUUUUACUUGUAGGUUGUCUCCUUCUUUUCUGGGAUAGUUUUUUCAUAUUUUGUUCCAAUUUUAGUCCAAACUCAUUGAUAGGGUUUUUGAUGUGUGCUGGUAGUUUUCUGCUUGAUAGUUAUGCGCUUGCAGCACUAACAUUACGUGUCGUGAAAAGGUGACAUCAAGAGUAAAAUAAGCUCUUGGUAACA
Messenger RNA from Sycon ciliatum, 2825 nucleotides. RefSeq names its product centrosomal protein of 85 kDa-like. Gene Ontology annotation, cellular component: centrosome. Lineage: Eukaryota; Metazoa; Porifera; Calcarea; Leucosolenida; Sycettidae. The record is from RefSeq and is a predicted model, not a curated record. The transcript is spliced from 16 exons. Bases 266 to 2206 code for a protein of 646 amino acids.